UUGAGACCCAAGGUAAUUACCCCUACAAUUUCAGAUGUUAGAAGCUUCAGCCCAGGAAAUAACCCCGGUUAUAAAAUUGAUAACUGGCAUGCACGUGACAGGGACAUGGGUUCGUUGCGUCUGCACAGCAGAAUCGAGGGCUACCAUGAAUAGCACAACAAAUACCAGCUGAUAAAUAACAAUCUUAGAAUCACCAUUCACACCUCCCGAUGAGAGUUUCUAAAACCCAUUGGUGCUACUUUUUCCACACCAGUAAUUCCCACUAGCACCACUAGCUUUCCCUAGCCUUCACACGAGAAAAAAACCGCUCCUCGCUAGCUUCCUGCGGUAGCCCCCCCGCGUCGCUACCGCCCGUACCAAUCCAACUAUAAUCUGGCCGUUAUCGGACUGAAAAUUCUCGCCACCACCAUGUCCAUCCACGACGUCCCCACCCUAAUUAACCAGUUCAUCGCUUCGGUUGGCACGGCGGACCUGGAAACCUCGCAGGCCCAUGCCCUCCAGCUAUCGCUUUUGCUUGCCUCUGGCGAGCUCUCCCUUCUCCAAUUCAUCCAAAACUUGGGCCCAUCGUUGACCUCCGAUAACGACAUCAUCCGCUCCAAAUCGUUGAACUGCUUAUCUGCCACUUUGGAACAGCUCCAGAAAUCCAAGUUGUCCAAGCAGGACAUCAACGUGUUGGUGGACUUCCUCCUCAACAAGUUUGACGACAAGAUCUGCCUCCAGUACGUGUUGAUCACCAUCUCCCUUCUCGUGCAAUUCUCCAACUUUCUCCACGAAAACAUAGACAAGGUGUUGUUGAAGGUGCUCCAGGAGUACGACCCCAAGAAGAACUUGGCCAAGGUCAGGCACGAGGCGUUCCAAAUCCUCCAGCAAAUUUACGACCAUCACAACGAAUACUUGGUCAAGUCUCACAACUCAAGCGAUCUCUUCGUCAAGACGUUCAUCCACUUAGCUACUGGCGAGAAGGACCCCAGGAAUCUCCUCACAUCCUUCGGACUCAACAUCACCAUAAAUAGCACCUUCACGUUUGAUCCUGAGGGCAACGACUUGCACAACAGCUUCAUGAACGACUUAUUUGACGUGUGCUUCUGCUACUUCCCCAUCUCGUUCACUCCGCCAGCAAAUGAUCCCUACAAGAUCACUGCUGACGACUUGAAGUUGAAGCUUCGCGCCUGUAUCGCAUCCCAGACGUUGUUUGCUAAAGACUCCUUCUCUAGUUUGAUCGAGAAGUUGACCUCCACCAACCCCACCAUCCGAAAUGAUGUGCUCAAGACCUUGUUGCAGUGUGUGGAAAACUACUCCACGGAAACCCUUGAGGAAUACUGGCUCACAAUCUGGAACGCACUCAAAUUCGAGAUCCUCCACAACGAUGUCUCCAUGUUCAAAAGCGACUCCGACCUGCUUUAUCCCGCCUACGACUCCAUCGACGACACUGACGAUACCAAGUGCUUGAUUUUGACAUUGGUGAUCGUCCAGAAAUUGGCCCAACGCUUGGGUGAUGUCCAGAUGGACAACUUCUUGCAGACCAUCAAGGGCGAGUUGAAAGAGAACUUGGUCAAGGCCAAGGAUAAGUCAAAGCAGUCAGUGCUCUUGUUGUCGAGUGUGGCCUCGUUAUCCAUCCAUUCCUUCAAUCUGAUUGUGAGCUUUUUGUUUUCGAUCGAAAUCUGGGGUAAGUACAUCUCCAACGAGUAUCGUGCACCAAACCCAGCCACAGAGUUGGACGUAAGUGAUGAGACCCUCAAUGUAUCCAUGCAACGUGACUUGGUGGAUAACUUUGGUUUUGUCUUCACGGCGUAUCUGGAACUCAUCGCCAGAAUUUCCACCAGCUCAAAUACUCAAUAUUUGGAACAUUUCACCAUGGGUAACGAGUUGAGCCAUUGCAAGGAUCACUUGCUAAUUUUUUUGGGACAGUUAUUGAUGACCUCCUCCAACUUAGAGAAGACUUUGAAGAGCAAAACCAUCCAGCAAUUGGUGAAAUUGAUCAAGAUACACCAGUUUUUGAACGAUAAUGAAGUGAACCUUAUUUUUGGCUAUUUCGGUGAUAUAAUUGAUUCUAUUAUCAAGACUCCUUUCUGGGAAAAAGACUUGGUUUUGGGCGAGAUUGUCACAGGAUUAACUCAAGUCAUGGACACCCACGAGCAAUUGGUAAUUGAUAAUAUCUUGGCCAACUUAUUAAUCCAUCUUGAAUCAGCUCAGGGAGACUUCGACCAGUUCGAACGUUUAUUAAACUUGAUUGGUAAGAUCUGCGUCAAUCACCAGUUUUUGGAGAUCUUGUCGAUCAGAUUGUCCAACAAGUUGAAUCCUGGAAUCGAAACAAAAUUGUUUCAAUCUAUUGUGGAGCUUUUCAUCGAUUUGAUCGUUAAAAUCCAGGCCACCAACCAGUUUUUGAUGAAUUCAUGGUACAAGUCAUUCGUACCAAGGAUCUUGACCACUUUAACAAAGCUCGAGGUUAAUCCAGAUGAGUACUUGAUCGAUAGAUGUGGUGAUUUGGUGGGUUUAAUUAUCCGAUUCAUUGAGAAGUCCAAGCACCAAGCCAUUUUGGAUGACUUUUUGCAAUGCAAAAUUGGCGGGUUGCCAAACGUAUUUGAACAGCCUCAUCAAUUGGUAAGUCUUAUCAAUAAGAUUUUAGCUAACGUGGACAAAUCAGUGAAAUUCGAGCAGGUUGAGCAGGCAGAAGAGAGUGUGACAAAGUUGAUUUAUUCCCUCCAAUCUGAUGAAUUUUUGAGAAUUCAGUACUUGCAAACUUUAUCCAUUCUCGUCAACAAAUUUGACACCAGUGACCAAUCAUCUAAACUCGAGAAGUAUUAUGGUAAGAAGGAUUUUGUAUCUUUCGAGAUUUUAAUUUGGUUGAUAAAGGCUUUAAUCUUGAGAACUGAUCGCGUGGGUAUCGAGUACUUGGGUAAGCUUAUCGAUGACUUGACCACAAGUCAAGAUAUUGAGGUCAAGCAUGUCAUUUCAAAAUCCUUGACUAUCUUAUUCAUCGAUCUUAAAAUCUUCGAUAAUACCAAGACCACCUCUAGUAUCAAUGCCAAGAAGUUGAUUUCCAAAGUGACAAAUUUGAACGUCAAGCUUCUCUACAAGCAACAAGUGUUCGAGCUUAUUCUUCCAAGAUUGAUAGAAAACUGCGAGAGUUCAGAAAACCAUCCAGAAAUAUCAUUGAAUGCCUUGUCGUUGAUUAUUGAGAAUAUCUCGACAAAGAUUUUGAGCAGCCACUUAAAAGAGAUUUUGCCAUUGGUUUUGAGAGGUCUUGCUGUUAAGGAUUCCACAACUAUCAUCAAGUCAUCAUUAUCCACCUUGAAAAUCACGAUUGAGGAAAGUCAAUCGAUUAUUCAGCCUCAUUUAUCGACAUUGAUCCCAAGCUUGUUGAAUUGGGCUACCAAGGUGAUCAGAACUGGUAACGUCAGAAUUAACUCCGAGGAGAUCAGAAUUUUGAGUUUGAGAUGCUUGAUUCUUAUUUUUACUAAGUUUAAUGGUUUAGAAAGAUACAAGGCAAGUGCAUUAAACGAGUUGAAAGGAGGUUUGGAUGACAAAAAGAGAGCAGUGCGGAAGCUUUGCUGUGACUUGAGACAAGUGUUGUAUGAACUUUAGAUACCGUACAUUAUAGAUAUAUAGACCUCGGGCAACGGCCCUAAUAUAGAAUGUUCUAUUACAAGUGGGAUGCAAAAGGGGUAUCAAUAGGAUACCCAACCAAUAUUAAAGAUAUGCAUAUAUUCUCAAGAAUAAUUACUAAAUAUUUUGGCGUAAUAAGAAUAUACGUAUUCUC
This is a messenger RNA of Suhomyces tanzawaensis NRRL Y-17324, 3760 nucleotides long. RefSeq names its product Met18p (gene MET18). Gene Ontology annotation, cellular component: cytosolic [4Fe-4S] assembly targeting complex. NCBI's taxonomy places the organism in Eukaryota, Fungi, Ascomycota, Pichiomycetes, Serinales, Debaryomycetaceae. The transcript has a single exon. Gene Ontology annotation, biological process: iron-sulfur cluster assembly. The record is from RefSeq and is a predicted model, not a curated record. The coding region runs from base 409 to 3585 and encodes 1058 amino acids.